This is a messenger RNA of Caenorhabditis elegans, 240 nucleotides long. RefSeq lists its product as uncharacterized. Lineage: Eukaryota; Metazoa; Nematoda; Chromadorea; Rhabditida; Rhabditidae. The transcript has 4 exons. Bases 1 to 240 code for a protein of 79 amino acids. The record is from RefSeq and is marked reviewed.
AUGACUUUUGUCGGAAAAAUCCUCCUCCUAUCACUCUUCUAUCAUUUGGCCGUUUUCCUUUGUGCCUGCUCCGUCUGUGCAUCGGUCUACUUGAACGUCGACAACGUGGAGGAGAGAGUUCGCAAUGCUCGUAUGCGGGAAUCGAGGAAGGCCGCCAGACGGCAUACUCUCAUCCUUUUCUUCGCAAUAUGGUCAUUGUUGGAGUACACGCUUCGAGAAGACAUUCGAAGCGAUCAGUAA